Molecule: messenger RNA, 3970 nt
Organism: Oryzias latipes (Japanese medaka)
Lineage: Eukaryota; Metazoa; Chordata; Actinopteri; Beloniformes; Adrianichthyidae
Gene: ecel1
Product: endothelin converting enzyme-like 1
Biological process (GO): protein processing
Cellular component (GO): plasma membrane
Molecular function (GO): metalloendopeptidase activity
Source: RefSeq, a predicted model, not a curated record
UGCGCUGCAGCUGCCGCGCAAACCCGCGCAUAUCCCGUCAGUGCGGUGGUCCCCAGAGAGAGGAGCGCGCAGGGAUAUCCAAUUGGACUACCUUUUUCAUUAAAAAUAAAUAAAUCUUAACUAUAAUCGCUGCAUGAGAUAUUGUUUUCUUCCACACAGCAGGUAACCUGUUACUGGUUGGAAAAAAGGAGAGGAUGGAGGAAUAAUGAAAAGAGAGACCAAGUGAUAUUACCAGGAUUCUUUAUCCGCAAUGGGAGCUCCUUGUUUUUCCGUUUUUUACUUGAAUAUAUUAGAAAGGGAGUUUAGCUGAAGCCCAGCUGGAUCCAUAACGUUAGAGGUUUAUCCUAUUCCAGUAGGAGAGCUCAUGGCUGGACUCUAAACCUAGCACUCUUUUGCACCGUUAGUCAUUUUACUGAACUGCUGUCUUUUCGUCAUGGAGAAAACGUACUCAUUAACAGCCCAUUAUGAUGAGUUCCAGGAGGUUAAGUAUGGGGGUCGCUACAGCAGUGACAUCUUAAGCAAUGGCAUGACCCUUCACCUUGGGGGCAGUCUGGACCGUCACAUGGGGCGGGGACGGGGAGGGACCUGGUCUAACGGCCGGAACAGAGAUCUGAGCAGCACCAGCAGCAGCGGGGGUCUUCCUCGAUGGAGCCGGAGGGAGAUCUGUCUUCUCUCUGCUCUGGUCUUUGCUGCAGGCAUGUGUGUUAUAAUGGGAAGCAUGCUGGCGCUGAAGUACAUUUCUCUGGACUCCCCGCUGGACGCUCAGUGCAGAGAGGACUGCCAACGAAAGCGCUCCCUUCUGCGGGCUGCUCGCUUUGUCCAGGCCAACAUCGACCCCACCAUCCAGCCCUGCCAGGACUUCUAUUCCUUCGCUUGUGGAGGCUGGCUGAAGCGCCACGGCAUCCCUGAGGACAAGCUCAGCUAUGGCAUUAUCACAGCCAUAGGAGAACACAAUGAGGAGAAACUACAGCGCCUCCUCCUGGAGCCGAUUCGCAGAAGAAGCCCAAACUCAGCAGAACGUAAAGUCAAGGAGUUCUAUCGAUCCUGCGUCAACAUCCAGAGGAUUGACAAGCUCGGGUCUGAACCCAUGACAGAGCUGCUGGACAGCUGUGGAGGGUGGGACCUGGUGGGGGCCCCUCCCAGUGCAGCUGGGUGGGUGCAGGAGGGCGCCCCACAGAUGCCAGACUUUGAUGAGCUGCUUUACAGGACGCAGGGAGUUUACAGCACUGCUGUCUUCUUCUCCCUAACUGUCAAUGUGGAUGACAAAAACUCAUCAAGGAACGCCAUCAGGAUUGAUCAAGAGGGGCUUACACUGCCAGAGAGGAGUCUGUACUUGGGACAGGACGAGGACAGUGUCAAGAUCCUAGCGGCGUACAAGGCUCUGAUGGAGCGUCUGCUGAGCAUGCUGGGAGCUCACAAUGCCACGCAGAAGUCAAAGGAGAUCAUACAGCUGGAGACUCGACUGGCCAACAUCACUGUGUCAGAAUACGAGGACCAACGGAAAGACAUCAGCACCAUGUAUAACCGCAUCACCCUCAGGGAGCUACAGCACAUUGCUCCUAAUCUUCGCUGGAAACACCUGCUGGACAAAAUCUUCCAUGACAACUUCUCUGAGGACGAAGAAAUUGUGGUACUCGCCACUGACUAUAUAAAGAAAGUCUCAAACAUCAUCAGGACCACUUCAAAGAGGGUCCUCCAUAACUACAUGCUGUGGCGCAUCGUGGCGGCUCUGAGCGAGCACUUGUCCACGGCCUUCCGUAGCACCAUCCAUGAGUUUUCCCGGGAAAUUGAUGGCACGGAGCAGCAGCUGGAGCUGAGCAGGCUCUGCCUCACGCAGACCAACAAACACUUUGGCAUGGCCCUGGGAGCCUUAUUCGUCCAGCAGCACUUCUCCUCACAGAGCAAGGCCAAGGUACAGGAGCUGGUGGAGGACAUAAAGCAUUCCCUGGACCUCCGCCUGCACGAGCUGGACUGGAUGGAUGAAGCCACCAAGCAGGCGGCCCGAGCAAAGCUGAAGCACAUGAUGGUAAUGACGGGAUACCCAGACUUCCUGGUCAAGCCUGAGCUCAUAGAUCAGGAGUACGGGUUUGACGUGAACGAGAAGACCUACUUCAAGAACAUCCUCAACAGUAUCAAGUUCAACAUCAAGCUGUCAGUUAAGAAGAUCCAUGAAGAAGUUGACAAGACUGCAUGGCUUCUCCCCCCACAGGCGCUUAAUGCCUACUACCUGCCUAACAAGAACCAAAUGGUCUUUCCUGCCGGCAUUCUUCAGCCGACUCUUUACAACCCCGAGUUUCCACAAUCUCUGAACUAUGGAGGAAUAGGAGCCAUCAUCGGGCAUGAGCUGACGCAUGGAUAUGAUGAUUGGGUGAUGCAAUGGUUCAUGUUCUUAGGGGGCCAAUAUGAUCGCCAUGGAAACCUCAAGCAGUGGUGGACCGAGGAGUCGUACAGAAAGUUCCAGAAGAAAGCCGAAUGUAUCGUCAAGCUCUAUGAUAACUUCACCGUGUAUAACCAGAGGGUCAAUGGCCGUCUGACUCUGGGAGAGAACAUCGCAGAUAUGGGAGGGCUGAAGCUGGCGUACUCUGCAUAUCAGAAGUGGGUUCGGGAACACGGCCCAGAGAGGCCGCUCCCCGGCCUCAAAUACACUCACGAGCAGCUGCUCUUCAUCGCUUUUGCACAGAACUGGUGUAUGAAGAGACGAUCUCAGUCAAUCUACUUGCAGCUGCUGACUGACAAACACGCUCCAGAGCACUACAGGGUGAUCGGCAGCGUUUCCCAGUUUGACGAGUUUUCCCGAGUUUUCCAUUGUCCGAAGGAUUCUCCCAUGAAUCCUGCCAGUAAAUGCUCUGUCUGGUGAAUUCUGCUGCACUUGAUGACCCUCAGUUUUCAUGCUGGCGUCCAAAAGUUUACUGUCACUUCUGGAUCCUUCUCUGCAAUGUCCUACAAAGCCCCUGGAAGCAAAACUGUGUCCCGUUCAGACUCCACCAGUGACUGCUGUCAUGCAUUUAGUCAGGAUGGUCAUUUAUACACCAGUUUGAUUACAGAAGCAUGGAUGAUCAUUCAUUUGGUAUUUCAUUAUUUAUAUAUUUGUAAGUUUAGAUUUGUGUUAAAAUCUAUUUUUAUAUUUAAAAUAUAUUCAUAAUCAUGAGCAGGAUUCUUAGUUGUUUAAUUUUCUUUAAAGCAUUGAAUAAAAAUGAAAUUUAAAUGUCUAAAAUUAGAAAAACUUUCCUAUUUCAUGCCAGCUGUGCCCUUUGGGUUUUUUGGGAUGGACUUGUGUUCCAGUGCUGCCCUCUUGUGGCUGCAGAAGGCAAUGGUUCCUGUUCUGACUGUUGUGUUGUCUGCCUGCAUCUUUGAAUGUUUGUAAGGUUUUUAAGAUUUGUCCUAUUUUGAAAAACAACAUCACAGUGCGGCACCGAACAGAGGAUCUUCAGGAUUGUCUGCUCCUUCAAAGACGCAUAAGAUCCUCCAAACUCUGAAAAUAUGGAGGAGGAACGGUUUUUAUUCCCUGGAAUCACAGAGGAAAACGUGGCGCCGCAGAAUGAACCAAUCCUUUCUCUCGGAAACAGAAGAAUUAACAUCAUUGAAGAAGCGAGAACUCAACAAUCAAGAUGUUGGAGCUCAUAUUCAUCACUAAACCCCUUAUUACAGAACAUUCUGUUCAGUAAAGUGAACCUAUUAAAGGAGAGUCAUAGAUUUUUAUAGGGUGACAGGUAAAAUACUUUACUUUGGAAGAAAGAAUCUGUUGUGAUAAUGAGUUUUUUUUUUUUUUUUUAAACAUUUGGAGAGCUUCCUCAGGUGUUGUUGAAGUAAGUGCAUGUUUCUAUCCAUCAGAUUCUGAUUGAUAAAAAUGGAUAAAAUUCCACAAACAAAUCAGUCUCACUUCCGCUGCUGUCUCCUCCUCCUCCCUGUUGGUCGCUGUUUGAUGUUUGAAUAAACGCAACGGUUCAGUCUCUGUGCUGACAUGAUGUUC